CAUCCAACAUACGAGACUAUGGAUCAGAAGUUUCUGGUUCUCCUGGCCGCUCGCGGUCUGCUCGUCUGCCUCAGUCUUCCUCCUGUCUGCGGGGCGCAGGACGGUCUGCAGGAAGUGAUGGAGGAGGGUCUGGAGGAGGAGAUGGACGUUGAAGACGAGCUGGAUCUGGGUCUGGCUGCAGGAGAGGAAGAGGACGAGAUGAUGGAGGGAGACGCUCAGGAAGAAGCUCCAGCUGAGCCCAAAAACUCCUCCGAUUCCCAGGUGACCUACAAGGCUCCUGAGCCAAUGGGGGAACAUUUCAUCGCUGAGUCUUUUGACCGGGGGACGCUUGAUGGCUGGGUGAUGUCCAGCGCUAAGAAGGAGGAAGCAGAUGAAGACAUCGCAAAGUUUACAGGUAAAUGGGUGGUAGAGGAGAUGAAGGACAGCAAACUGGCCGGAGACAAAGGUCUGGUCCUGAAGACUCGAGCCAAACAUCACGCCAUCUCCGCCCAGCUGCUGAGACCCUUCGUGUUCGACAGCAAGCCGCUCAUCAUCCAGUACGAGGUGAACUUCCAGUCUGGGCUCGACUGCGGCGGCGCCUACGUGAAGCUGCUGACUCAGACCCCAGAUCUGGACCUGGACCAGUUCACGGAUAAGACUCCGUACACCAUCAUGUUCGGACCGGAUAAAUGUGGAGAGGACUUCAAGCUGCACUUCAUCUUCAGACACAAGAACCCCAAAACUGGAGAGUUUGAGGAGAAACACGCCAAGAAACCCACGCUGAACCUCAGGACCUACUUCACCGACAAGAAGACUCACCUGUACACACUGAUGCUGAACCCUGACAACAGCUUCGAGGUCCUGGUGGAUCAGACGGUGGUGAACAGCGGCAGCUUGCUGAGCGACAUGACGCCCGCCGUCAACCCUGCCGCUGAGAUCGAGGACCCGGACGACCAGAAACCAGAAGACUGGGACGAGAGGCCGAAGAUCCAAGACCCGGCCGCCGCCAAGCCCGAGGACUGGUGAGGGUCUUUCAAGGUCCCCUAUCCCCAACAUCCACU
Molecule: messenger RNA, 1040 nt
Organism: Gymnodraco acuticeps
Lineage: Eukaryota; Metazoa; Chordata; Actinopteri; Perciformes; Bathydraconidae
Product: calnexin-like
Biological process (GO): protein folding
Cellular component (GO): endoplasmic reticulum membrane; endoplasmic reticulum
Molecular function (GO): calcium ion binding
Source: RefSeq, a predicted model, not a curated record